UCGCAGUGCUGCCGCCGAUUAGGGGAACCGCGGCUGCCUUCGUUCUGGGUAGUCGCCCUUAUACUCCCUACCCCCUUCUCAACUCAUAGGAUUAAUACCAACAACUAGAAAAAUAUGUGGGGAAUAUAUACGAAGAAUAUAUCAGUUUUAGAUCAUUAUAAUUCGAUUUUUAUUCUGUGUGUGUCUGUUUUUUCGCACGAUUUUGAUGUGUAAAAUCCACGUGAUUUCCAAGAAUUAAAGUCAUAUCCAUUCCUACUAAACUGCUAAAAUUUAGAAGCAUAUCUAUCUGGAAUGAAAAAUAGAGUAGUUCUUGUUAAAUUUUUAAACAGUUAUUGUGUAAAAAAACAUAUCAAAUGAUAAUUUUUAGAGGAAAAAAUACAAGUGGAAUUCGCAAACGAUUGUGAGAAACAUAUCAAACGAUUAUUUUGUGAAAGAAAAAUUCCAUAUAAAAUUCUCAAACGAUUCACGAUGUGAAAGAAAUAUCAAAAGAUAAUUAUCAUGUAAAUCAAACGAUAGUUUUUAUCCGGAACGAAUAUCAAACGAAUGCAUAUUUUUCAACGGUUUUAAUUAACCGGAAUUAGAGUUUUCCUAAAAAUAUUUCUAAAUAUUCUACUCAAAGUUUUAUGAUGAUAAGAUUAUAUUUUGUUUCAAAUGAAUAUGCUGUUCAUUGUAAAGAUAAAUUAGUGUUAGCGGAAUUUCUAUCGAAAUUAGUGCAUUGUGCAACGAAAACGGAAGCUUUUGAAUCUGUGAUAAAGCGCUCAAACCAAUUAAAUGUGAUCAAACGAUACUUGAGAGAAAUUAUUACGAUCAUCAUCACACAGAUUGGAAUAUUUGUCCACGAAUCAUCACCAAACUGUAUCCUUUGAAUAUAAUUUUUUUAUUUCAGGUUCUUCGUGUUAUUCUUCUAGCUGUUUUACUCAUCUAGUCGUUUGGAAAUGCCUGUUUAUCACCUGAAAAUUCUUCUUUUCUUAAUCAUCUAUGGAUGUUUAAAUGUGUGUCGAGCUGAUGGGGACUACUCUCAGCGAGAAUACGUCAAAUUCCUGACCAACCCUCCGAGAAUCGAGACGGCUCCCCAGAACCAGACUGUGCUCAACAACGGCGUGGCAAGCUUCGUUUGUGCGGCAGUUGGCAAUCCCAAACCACAAAUCGAAUGGAGGAAGAAUGGAAAGAGGGUUACCACCCAGAGGUACACAGUUCAAGAAAUGCCCAAUGGAUCGGUGCUCAGGAUAGACCCCGUCAAAGCUGGCAGAGACGAUGCCACCUACGAAUGUGUGGCUGAAAAUGGAGUAGGAGAGCCAGAAAGGGCUCUUGCCACCCUAACUGUUUUGUCUGAAGAUCAAGUACCAAUCGGUUUCCCAAGAUUCACCAUACAACCUCAGAUCCAGGGUGUCGAAAAAGGACGCAAUGCCCUUCUACCCUGCAGGGCAGAAGGCACCACCCCUAUUACAAUCAGGUGGUUAAAGAGUUACAUCCCAGUGGAUAUGAGCGAACCUCGAUACUCUCUUGUUCAAGGAUCCUCUCUACAGAUCAUAGAAGCCGAAGAAGAUGAUCAAGGUAGUUACGAAUGUGUUGCUGACAAUGCGAGAGGAACAGCCGUUUCAGGGCCUGCUACACUUUACGUAAGAGUUCGGAGAGUGCCUCCUUAUUUUUCUAUACCCCCUGAACCAGUAUAUGAGGUAAUGCCGGGUUCGAACCUCAACAUCACUUGUGUAGCUGUGGGGUCACCGAUGCCCUAUGUCAAGUGGAAAAAAGGAAUGAUGGAUCUGACUUCUGAACAUGAUAUACCAAUUGGAAAAAACGUUCUACAAUUGACUGAUGUCCGAGACAGUGUUAACUACACGUGUGUUGCGGUUUCUAAGUUAGGCAGUAUAGAUGCUGUCACCCAGGUCCUUGUACAAGCUUUACCUCGACCACCGACAAGAGUACAGAUCUCUGACGUAACAGCCACAUCUGUACGCAUAUCAUGGUCGUAUGAUAUUGGCUCCGAGAAUAUCAUCUACUACGUUAUACAAUAUAAGCCAAAGCUAGCCAACCAAGACUACAGUGAGCUUAGUGGCAUCAAUACCAUGUUCUAUACAGUACGAGACUUGACUCCGUAUACAGAGUACGAAUUUUACGUCAUAGCCGUUAACGCCAUUGGAAGAGGUAGUCCAAGUCAAGCUGCCGUUGUAACAACUGGAGAAACAGUGGACUCCUCAGGAUCUAACAAACCAGGGAGUGCUCCCCGAAAUGUUCAGGCGACUCCUCUUAGUUCAAGUACAGUCGUCAUUCAAUGGGAUCCGCCAAAAGAACCAAAUGGUCAAGUGACCGGUUAUAAAGUUUACUAUACCACCAACCCCCAUGUUCCAGUUCAGGCAUGGCAAAGUCAAAUUGUAGAUAACAACCAAUUAACGACUAUAAGCGAUUUAAUGACUGACGCAAUCUAUUCUAUCCGAGUCCAGGCCUUCACCAGCAGAGGUCCCGGACCACUAUCGAAUACGAUACAAAUGAAGACUCAGUUGGGUGUACCUAGCCAACCAACCAAUUUACGAGCUGUUCCAACAUCAGCUACAACAGUACAGCUAUCGUGGACAAGACCAACUCAUACAGGCGAAAAUAUAAUCGGGUAUGAACUGUAUUGGAACGAUACUUUUAGCCAACAUGAGUAUCACAGGGAGAUCGAAUCAGAAUCUUAUACACUGGGAGAACUGUAUCCUGAUACUGAGUACUUCAUAUGGGUAGCGGCAAAAUCAAAAAGAGGCGAAGGUGCGGCUACUCCACCUGUUAAAGUGCGUACAGAGCAGUAUGCACCCACUGCCCCACCCCAAGAAGUGACCGGUGUCACGCUUAACUCACGCUCUCUGCGUAUCUCUUGGGAACCCCCACCCGAAAGCCAACAAAAUGGUCAUUUGGCUUUCUAUAAAGUCCUAUACUUGGAGUCGAAUAAGCCUCCGGAUCCGGCCACUGCCGCUAUCCGGCAAGUGGACGCCAAACAGACUUUUGUAGUUCUUGAUAACCUGACAACGUGGACGGAAUACAGAGUUUGGGUAUUGGCGGCAACUGCAGCUGGUGAAGGACCUCUUUCUGAAGCCAUUGUUUUAAAAACCGAUGAAGCAGUGCCGGGCAUGCCGAGAGAUGUUAAAGUUCGUGCCCUUAACAGUACAACAGUAGAGGUAAAAUGGGAACCGCCUGCAAACAGAGACCGAAACGGACUUAUCCGCGGCUAUCAGAUUCAUGUUCAAGAAAUGAAUCGAGAGGGAGAUCUUGUCAAUGAACCCAUGAGAUUCGACGUUGCCGAAGAGGAGGCAGAAGGUUACAACAUCACUGGUCUGCAACCAGCUACCAAUUAUUCCAUUCAAGUAGCCGCUGUGACAAGAAAGGGAGACGGUACCAGAAGUAGAGCUACAACAGUUCAAACACAAGGUGGAGUUCCAACAAAACCAGAGUUGACAUUACAACUAAUGAAAGAGGAUCCUCAGCCUGUAGUCCAAGUACAAUGGUCACGUCCAGCUCACACCUACGGUCAACUUUUGGGCUACAAAUUGAAAUACGGACGUACAGACGGAAAACAUUAUGAAGAAAUGGAUAUUAACCCUUUGGAAGACCAUACAUCUGUUAGCAAUUUAGAUCGGGGGACCAGAUACGAAUUCCGUUUAUCUGGGAGAAAUGCUCUAGGGUGGGGGCAAGAAUUUGUGGCCUAUUUUGACACCCCCGAAGGAGUCCCAACUGCUCCACCUCAGAAUUUGAGCCAUAAUCUUCAGAGUCCAACUACAGUCGUCAUAAGUUGGGAUCCACCCUUAGCUCAAUAUAGAAAUGGAAAAAUUCUUUAUUAUGGUGUUGAGUUCCAUAAAGCUCUGGAAAUGAAAACACCUGAACGUAACACAACAGCUACACGACUCGUAUAUAGUUCGUUAGAUGAGAAUACGGAAUAUGCAUAUCGUAUUCGAGCCUACACUUCAAGAGGUCCUGGCCCGUACAGCAGAGAAGUUCCCGUACAUACACCCGGUGAUGUUCCUACAGCUCCAACAAAUGUACAGGCAAUGGCCACAUCUGAAACGACAGUAGAAGUGUGGUGGGAUGAGGUGCCUUACUUUUUAGACAUCCUAGGUUACAAGGUCCUUUAUAGUUUGACGACAAUAGAGGAUCUGGACAAAUGGAAUGAAAAGGAGGUUCCUCUGACUUGGUCAGCAGAGCUGACUGGGCUGGACACACACGCUAUGUAUGCUAUCAGAGUGGCCGCUGCUACGAGACAAGGACUUGGGCGACUGUCAGAACUCAUCACUGUUCGAGUCACUCCUACAGAUGUUCCAAUGCAUCUUAGAGCUCAAGACGUAACAACGCAUAGCAUGUUACUGACAUGGAAGCCACCAACUAAGCUAGAUGCUGUUAUGUAUAAGAUUUCAUACAGUGCUCAUAAGGAAUUCUACGACAGCCAUGGCGUCCUUCAAGAACUCCCACUCCCUGCCAAGUCCGAACUCCAACCAGCUACCAUUACAGAACUGAAAGUGGACAAUCUCAUGCCUUUCACCAGUUACCAAGUCAAUAUCACGGCCAUUCCUCAAGAUGAGAGCUUCCGACCACCUGCUAAGAUCACUGUGACCACGGCCAUGGCUGCUCCCAAGCCAAUGGUGAAGCCGGACUCUUACGGAGUACACAACAACAUGGAGAUCUCCGUUGUUCUACCUCAAGCAUCUGAAGAGUACGGUCCCAUCAGUCAUUACUUCCUUGUCGUGGUUCCUGAUCAGUUUGCUUCAAAAGAACCUGAUGACUUUUCUAUAGAAGAGCUCACUGCCACCAGACCGGAUGAGACAGGUCCAUACGUAGCAGCGAAAUUCUUACGUAGGAGCAUGCCGGAAAAAUUCAACCUUGGUGACGGUAAAAUGCACUUGGGAUUUGUGAAUCGACACUUACUCCAUGGAGUCAAGUACAGAGUUUUUGUUCGUGCUGUUGUCGAUACACCACACAAAAGUCUUUACACCAGCAGUCCAUUCUCUGACAGUUUAAGUCUGGACAUGGCUGCUGCGCCCGGACAUCCGGUCGUGGUGGGCAGCGGUGGGAUGUGGGACAAGACUGACCGACCGGACAUUUCGGAGAUAGACGGGAGUGCGGAGGAGGCCGGAGUGAUCUGGAUCGUGGCGCCUGUUCUGCUCCUCCUCAUCAUCAUCACUUUCGUCGUCGUCUUAGUGCUCCUCAGGAGGCGACGUCAACUUGCUAAACAACCUGCAGGCGAAACAACUAUGAAACUGCUGAUGAACGUUCAAGAUCGUGAAAUGGUUGCACAUCCUACAGAUCCCGUGGAAAUUCGGCGGAUGAAUUAUCAGACACCAGCCAUGCUCAGUCAUCCCCCUAUACCUGUAUCAGAACUAGCCAAUCACAUUGACCGAUUGAAGACUAAUGACAACAUGCUCUUUUCUCAGGAAUAUGAGUCUAUUGAGCCAGGACAACAGUUUACGUGGGAGAACUCAAAUCUUGAGAUCAACAAGCCAAAGAAUCGUUAUGCCAAUGUGAUUGCUUACGACCACAGUAGAGUGAUACUUCAACCAUUGGAUGGAAUACCUGGUUCAGACUACAUUAACGCCAACUACUGUGAUGGGUAUCGUAGACCGAAAGCUUACAUUGCAACUCAGGGGCCUUUACCGGAAACAUUUGGCGACUUCUGGCGAAUGGUUUGGGAGCAAAGAAGUGCUACUAUAGUCAUGAUGACUAAAUUAGAAGAAAGAACUAGAAUUAAAUGCGAUCAGUAUUGGCCAAAUCGAGGAACAGAAACUUAUGGAGUGAUGUAUGUAUCUUUUGCCGAUAUUGUCGAACUAGCAGGCUACUGCAUCAGGACAUUUUAUCUACAGAGGGUCGGAUUUCCUGAAAAACGAGAAGUCAGGCAGUUCCAGUUCACAGCCUGGCCGGAUCACGGUGUUCCUGAUCACCCCACCUCAUUCCUUAUGUUUCUGCGUAGAGUGCAAGCCAUGAAUCCCAUGGAUAUGGGACCCAUUAUUGUUCACUGCAGUGCUGGCGUUGGCCGAACGGGUUGCUUCGUAGUGAUAGACUCAAUGCUGGAGAGGCUGAAGCACGAGACCACAGUGGACAUCUACGGACACGUGACGUGUCUCAGAGCUCAGCGUAACUACAUGGUUCAGACGGAGGACCAGUACGUCUUCACCCACGACUCCGUCCUGGAGGCUGUCAUAGCGGGUGUCACAGAGGUCCCCGCUCGUAGCCUCUAUACACAUAUACAACAGCUCCUGCAAGUCAUCCACGGAGAAGGAUGUACCGGCAUGGAGCUUGAAUUUAAAAAACUCAGCAUAAUUAAUGGUAAAUCUAUAAAAUUCGUGAGUGCCAAUCUACCAGUUAACAAAUUUAAAAACAGACUAAUGAAUAUACUUCCAUAUGAAUCCACGCGAGUGUGCCUGCAGCCAAUUAGAGGAGUAGAUGGGUCAGACUAUAUCAAUGCUAACUAUAUAGACGGAUAUCGUGAUAAAAAUGCUUAUAUAGCAACGCAGGGUCCCCUGGCGGAGACCACCGAAGACUUUUGGAGAAUGCUGUGGGAACACAACUGCAACAUUAUAGUCAUGCUAACCAAAUUAAAAGAGCUUGGAAGGGAGAAGUGCCAUCAGUACUGGCCAAAUGAGAGAUCUCAAAGGUACUUAUACUAUGUUGUAGAUCCAAUCACAGAAUACAACAUGCCUCAAUACAUACUGAGAGAAUUUAAAGUAACAGAUGCCAGGGAUGGCCAAUCUAGAACAAUCAGACAAUUUCAUUUCACAGACUGGCCAGAACAAGGGGUGCCCAAAUCUGGUGAAGGUUUCAUAGAAUUCAUUGGUCAAGUACAUAAAACAAAAGAACAGUUUGGUCAAGAAGGUCCCAUCACAGUUCAUUGCAGCGCUGGCGUUGGUAGGAGUGGUGUCUUCAUUACCCUCAGCAUAGUCUUGGAGAGGAUGCAGUUUGAAGGAGUAGUCGAUAUAUUCCAAUCUAUCCGCAUAUUACGCACACAAAGGCCUGGCAUGGUUCAGACAGAAGACCAAUACCAGUUCUGUUACCGUGCUGCUCUGGAAUACUUGGGUUCAUUUGAUAACUACGCCAAUUGAAAAUGAAGAAAAAAAAUAUGAACACUUGCCAAGGAACCGCACCCUUCCUCAAUCUUCCAUCUAAUCACAAAACAGGGUAGCAUGGUCACUCAAGUGGUCGCUGAAGAGGGGCAGCGUCGUGAAAUUGCAAUUUCUUCAGUUGGUCUCGGUGGCGAUUCCAACGUGUUGCACAAUCAGCUGUUCUUCUGAGUAUAUAAUUCUUCGACCGAGGCUGCUUCUUCGUCAAAAAAGUCCCUCCAGAAAGACCGAAGCAGCGGCCUUUGCCAAGUUCCUUUUCGUUCGUUCGUCUCUAACAUCAAAAUAUUCUAAAGCAUGUGUUUUAUUUUUCCUCUUCAGAACUUCGAUACGAUAAAUUUGUGUAAAAAGUGCUAUUGUUUUCACGACUUAUAAAUAAAAAAGAAAACUUCAUAAAUUAUAAAUCAAUUUAGUGGUGCUCUUCUAAUUCUGGGCCUUUUCCGGCCCACGCUGAAAAGAAACUAUUAUUAAGACUCUUACAUAUAUCCGGUUGGUGAUAAAUAUAUAUUGUUGUUUGAAGAUAUUUCUGUUCGUUUUAUGAAGAUUUAAAUGUAUGUGCAUUUAAAGUGUUUGUUGGCACACAAAGAAAUGUUUUCAGCUACUUUUUAUUGAUGUUUUUCAAAACACAGAGUGAUUUUAAACUAGAGGACAAUUCUAAUUAAAGACUUUGCCAUGUU
This is a messenger RNA of Parasteatoda tepidariorum (common house spider), 7750 nucleotides long. The record is from RefSeq and is a predicted model, not a curated record. NCBI's taxonomy places the organism in Eukaryota, Metazoa, Arthropoda, Arachnida, Araneae, Theridiidae.